Molecule: messenger RNA, 2822 nt
Organism: Cryptomeria japonica (Japanese cedar)
Lineage: Eukaryota; Viridiplantae; Streptophyta; Pinopsida; Cupressales; Cupressaceae
Product: glutenin, high molecular weight subunit DX5
Exons: 7
Coding region: 255-2525 (756 amino acids)
Biological process (GO): regulation of gene expression
Cellular component (GO): cytoplasm
Molecular function (GO): mRNA binding
Source: RefSeq, a predicted model, not a curated record
UGAUUCAAGUUCUUCUCCUUAUAUAAGGAAAUUGACUAAUAACGUUCUCAAUCAAGGGUGUGGGCUGAUUUUUGAGCACAUAUCAUCCAUCCUUACAUUUUUCUCCAUUUCAGUGUCCGUCUUUUUUCGGGGCUUUGGUAGCCUACAACUAUAAACCCUAUUACCCCUGCAACCCUUAUCUUCGCAAGGGUUUCGUUUUACGUUUUGAUUCCCUGGUUUUUGUUAAAGCUGAGAAGAGUAUAGUGAAUAGAGAAAUGGCGGAGGAUGGCCGUUCUGGCGGCGAUGGAGAGUACCCGGUGGCGGCGGCGCCCCCAACUGUGCGUCCCGCAACUGACAUUAACAGCAACAAGCGCAAGUUUGAUGACACAUCAGAGCCUCCUCAGCAGGAGGCUCAUGUCCCGCGGCGUUCGACGGGGUUCUCGGCUCCGAUAAACCCUAUCCCCAGCCAGACUGCUUCUUACAAUAGCGUGCCACCGCCCAUGGAUGAGGUGCAGAUCGCCAAGCAGAGGGCGCAGGAGAUUGUGGCCCGCCUUAUCAGCAACAGCAACACUGGCGACGCUAAUGCCCUAGACGCCAAACGCCCCAGGGUCGACGACGUGCCACCUCCUGCAGCCGCUUCUGACGACCAUUCUGUUCUUAACGCUUCUUCCAAUCUUGGUCGAUCUCUGUCCGAUCAUAGUCUAAUGCAAAAGCCCCAGACCCAGUCUAUUGGAAGUUUGCAGCAUGGUGAUUUUCCUUCUGCAACACAACCGGGACCGUACUUUGGUUUUCAGACAUCAUCUCGGAAAGUUGAUGUACCUAAUGCUAAGGUUGGACUAAUCAUUGGGAAAGGUGGAGAAACUAUUAAAUAUCUUCAGCAUCAAUCAGGUGCUAAAAUUCAAGUAACACGAGAUACAGACUCAGAUCCAUCUUCUAUGACUAGGCAAGUGGAGUUAAUGGGCAGUUUAGAUCAAAUCAAUAGGGCGGAGCAGCUGAUCAACGAUGUCAUUGCAGAGGCAGAUGCAGGGGGCUCAGCCACACUUGUUGCCAGAGGGUUUAGCAGCGUACAACCUGGAGCAGAACAAGUUCAAAUAAAAGUUCCAAACAACAAGGUUGGUCUGAUCAUUGGUAGAGGUGGUGAGACAAUAAAGAAUUUGCAAAAUAGAUCUGGAGCUCGCAUCCAGCUGAUACCAUUACAUCUUCCUGAAGGGGAUACAUCCACUGAAAGGACGGUGCAGAUGACUGGCACCAAAAAGCAAAUUGAGUCUGCUCAAGAAAUGAUCAAUGAAGUUAUAAACAACGAGAAUCGUUUUAGAGGUCCUCCCAUGUCUGGUGGCUAUGGACAGCAGGGCUAUCGUGCACCUCGACCUCCUCCGCAAUGGGGUCCACCAGGUGCACCUCCCAUGCAGCAACCAGGGUAUGGGUAUCAACAAUCAGCACCUUACUCGGGUCCGCCUCAGCAAUAUAUGUCGCAGCCAUAUGGUGGGUACCCCCAACAGCCUCCAGGUAAUUAUGCUUCUGGAUGGGAUCAGAGGCCUCCUGCUCCUGGUCAACCUGUGCAACAGCCUGGAGGUUAUGAUUACUAUGGACAACAAGGGCAGGCUAGUGCAGGUUCAGCUGAUGGAAACUAUGGCUAUGGGCAGCCCCAAGCUGGUGGUUAUGGGCAAGGAAGCACAUAUGGCCAGCAGGGGUAUCCCCAACAAGGUUAUGGACAGCAGGCCUAUGGGAAUCAGGGCUCAUCGCAGCAGGGAUAUGGACAGCAGGUGGAUGCACAGCAAGGAUAUGACCAGCAAGCCUACAGUAAUCCAGGUUAUGGUCCCCCAGGAACUGCUCAACCUGCAGCUCCACAACAGGAUGGACCUCCAUCACAAGGAUAUGGAACAUCGCAAGUUUCUUCAAAUCAAGGGACUACACCCCAAGGGCAAGGGCAGCCAGUUACACCUCAGCAGGGUUAUAGCCAACCAUCACCUGCGAUGUCUGGCUAUCCUCAACAAGGAGCUUCACAGCCUGGGUAUGGACAGCAAGGAGCAUCUCAACCUGCUUAUGGGCAACAGCCUGUGCCCCAGUCAGGAUUUGGGCAACAGGUAUCAACUCAACCAGGCUAUGGGCAGCAAGCUUCAACCCAACCUGCAUACCCACAGCAAGGGUUGACUCAGACAAGUUAUGGACCACAAAGCUCUGUACAGGAAUAUGCCCAGCCAGGUACAACUCAGCCUGGCUAUGGUCAGCAGGAUUCAACACAGACAGGGUAUGGACAGCAACUCUCAUCGCAUGCUGGCUAUACUCAGCAACAAGCCUCUGCUCAACCUGCUUACAUGCAACAUGGAUCCAAUCAGCAAGCAUAUGGUGCAUCUGCACAGCAAGGCUAUGGUCAGCAGCCCUACAAUGAUACAUAUAGCUAUGGCCAGCCACAAAAUGAUCAGUCUGCAAAUCAUGGAUAUACACAAUCAUCACAUUAUCCAACUGAAAAUGAUGCCACUGCAAAUUCAAGUUCGAGUGCUCAGAGCAGUGGCCAGGUUGCAACUGCUAAAACAUCUCAGAGUUGAAGUUUUUCUUUAAAGGCUCUGUAGUAUAUAGGAUUUCGUGGAUGCAGGCUCAUGCACUAACAUGCGCUGUACGGCAAUGGAAAAUCUAGGUGAACGUGGCUCUCAUGUUCUUACUGCUUUUAAAGAAUUAAUUUUUAGGAGCAGAUCAAAAUAACUUUUAUAACGGAACUACAUUUGAGCAUUUGGAAUGGUAGUUUACUGUUGGAGAUAAUUACUCAUCAUGGGGACGGAUUUUGAUAUCAUGUAUUUUUGGAUGGACAUAGAAAUGGAUAACAUAUGCUUGUUGAUUAUUCCCAA